AUGCCAACAGCAGCAGUAUCUCUGACCGUAACGAACUCUCCUCGCCGUAUAUCCUCCACCUCUACUUCAUCCUCAUCGUCUUCUGCCUCAACUUGCUCUUCUACUUUCCGUACAAACUCCAAAGACUCGCCACCCUCGUCAUCUGGAAGUGACAGUGGAGGAGGAAAACAAAGCGAAGGCGAAGGAGGAUGGAGAAGACGAGGAACUACAACAACAGCAACAGCAACGACGACGGCAACAGCAACAGCAGCAACAGCAGCAAGUGCAGGGACAGUGUCACGGUUCAAGUUAUCUAAGCUCCUCCAUCUUCCACUUCAUCAUCAAUCAAGUCGUUCUGAACAGAAUGAAGUACAGCCGCCGUUAUCACCACGACAACAACAUUAUCAGUACCUUCAACAGCAAUCAUUGAACUCUCACUCAUACCACGCUUAUAACCAUCAUGGCCGUCCACAACAUCAACAUCACGACCACGGGCGCCAGCACAGGUCAAAAUACCAUAGCUCGGCCGCUCGAUUUCGACGGGGUAAUUUCUUUGGGUUCCUGCAGUCAUAUUACCAUGUCUUUCAUCGACAGCUACAAGACUCAACAGACCCAGCAACGGAUAAAGAUGCAUCGUUAGCCCAUUCGUCUUUCGAUGGCGAUAGUGACAAAGAUAUAGACAUUGAUAGAGACCAAGAUAGAGAUGGACAUUCCAAGAAACCUAAUGCUAUGACCUCCCCACGAUUGCCUGUUCGCUCUAUGCUGUCCUCACUACAAUUUGGCAGGAGCAACGGCAAUACCAAGACCAACUAUAAAGGUGGUGGUAAGAACAUGACCCCGCCUACGUUGGCAGUGCAUCCAGGAUACAAUGCCACCAUUUCAGACUUUCGACCGCACGCAACCAUUGACUCUACACUCUCUGAUUCUCCACCAACGAAAAUCACAGAGAUUAUUUUUGACCAGCAUAGCAGAUAUGCUGCCUCUUCUUCUGCUGCCGCCAUCGCUGACUCUCAUCAUCACCAAUUGCUUCUUGAGUUACAACAACCGCAGUCGCAAGAUGUAACUUCGUCAUUAUCGACCACAAUUCCAUCAACAACCGCGCUAGUGGUUGCUGCGCCUAUCGGUACUAAUUCAAGUAAUACAAAGCUCACUACACAUGCUAAUGUUAAUAAUAUUGCCAGUGAUUCAUUAUCCCCGAAAGAGAUUGUAACCGUGACGACGACAAUAACAGAUACAAACACCAAUCCUUCUCUUUUCACACCGUCAUCAUCAUCACCAUCACCAUUACAAAUCAACUCUAAUAACAACGCUGAUAACAGCACAAAAAUCAGUAGUGGUCUUAAAGCAACGUUGCGUCCGCUCAGUUUAUUGAGCGGUAGUAACAAAAAUAGCAAAAGCACUAGAACACCUCAGCUAUCAUCAAUCAUCCCUUCAUCAUUCAUCUCCUCUGUGACAUCCUCGACUGUGACAACGGAACCAAUAGUCUUACCAUCUAGACAGAAUGCCGUUCCACUCCCGUCUAGAAGAACCCGUCGCUCAAAAACAGGACCACCCUUACCAUUAAUUCAACAACAACAGCAGCAACAACUACAGGGCCAAGGCAGUGAUCAACCAUCUUUACCGUCCACUUCAACCUCCUUCUCUUCACCUUCUAAACACAUUACUAGAGCAUUGGAGGCUGGAGCAAAGAAGAUUGGGCUUUUAAAAAAGAAAAGGACAACGAUACCCACUCACUACUUGUCAUUGCCUGUUGGAGGGAUAGCCUCUGCUGCUGUUUCAGAAGCAAGUGGGAUGUAUGCGCUACACUCAGAGGAUCUUUCUGUCACAGAGUUUGCAAAACUAGCAGGAAUCACCAUUCUGCCGGAUAUUGAGAAUGAUAGCGACAAUUAUAACAGUGUACUCAGCUCGUUUCAGUAUCAUAAUGUUGACGACACUAUUGCUUCGAACAGCGUGGAAGAAGGAGCCGAUGGUAGUAGCGGGAGUGGCCACCCGUCAACGGGCGAAAGUAGCAGUAGCGGUAGUAGCCAUUUAAUCAAGGCCAUGAUCCCUGGAUCAGACUCUGGAAACACAAUGGACUCGGAUAGGCAGCUGACGACUGACAGUAUGAUCAGCAAUCAGAGUUUCCUGAGGAAAGUCAACAUUUGGGAUCCUCAGUUCUGGACCAACCCUCGCGAUGGCAUCACUGGUACCACUGGAGCUUUUCAAGCAGUAUCACGGCCUUCUUCAUCGCCACCUAUAUUACUGUCAACGAUGUCCGUCUCUUCCAGCGCGCCUCCAUCACCAAUGUUCUUACCUAUGGCACAAAUGCCCUUCAAUAUCCCAGCGUUGGUCAGACAGCCACCUACACCAGCAGAGUCAGAUAACGACAAUAUCGUAUGGAGUAGUGGCGAUAGUAAAAAGGUUGAGGAUGAUUGGUCCAGUGCCAAGACCUCGGCUCAGGUGCGCAGGAACUCUUUCACGUCGGAUGGACUGUGUUCAGGAGAUGGAGCUGAAGGAGGGACAUUGACAACAACUAAAUUUAAGAGAGAGCGUGCACGCACUACGAGUGGCACUAGUAUUACUCUCCGACGUGUCGAUGAGAUGCCCAACCCCCCAAAGGAUGCAGCAGAACUCUCGAGAGAUCUUACCCGGCGAUGUCCGUUCACGUCAUUGACAGCCGUUGCUAUUGAGCUAGGGGGUAGCGAACAAGAGACUCAACAAAGAGAAGGGCCUGCCAAUCGGUCUGAAGCCUCUCUUAAUCAGGCAAGGGGCAACAGUACUACUCAUUUAGAACCAUCUUUGCCAGAUCAGGCCAUUGUCCCCUCUAGAUCUCAACAACAACAACGCUCACAUCCACAUCAUGUCCCUGCUCAUACCGUAGCACUACAUGCACUUCAGCCUUCGAGAUGUAAGAAUACUUUACUACAGAGUUGUGGUAGUGGUAGCAGCAGUGGUCUUCCACGAUUACCAGGGGGCACUUCUAGGAAUCGUUCAUCUUCGCCUUCACCUUUGUCACGACAGAUCAACUUGGACUCUCCACAAGAGGAAAAAGAGGAGUUUGAUUUUCAGUCAUCAACAACAUCAGAAGCAGGAACAUCAUCCGUAACAGGGUUUGUACCGACUACUACCACUGUUAUUACGGAUACCACUGUUGCUACUAGAUCGUUCACUCUCAACCCAUCAUCAAUGGCUAUGGCCAUGUAUCGGCAACGGACACAGUCCUUACCCACCUUGUUCUUGCCGGAUCCACAGAAUGUUGCUGCUACUGUUCCUGCCAGUGAUACACUCUCGUCGCUGACAGCGUCAACACCAUUUACAUCUGUGACCCCUCUUGCAUCAGGCUCGGUGGAGCGUAGGCCGUCAACAUCGACAUCAACGUUAGCUAGCUCCAAGCCGAAACGUACGUUUGAACCUGGAACCAAGGUCGGGAGAUUUACGCUGGUGAAGGAGCAAUGCACUAGACAUGUUGAUAUUCUUCGAGCACAGGAGGAAGAGCUACGACUACAAAAUCAAUCAACGCCAUCAUCUCGCCGUAUAUCUACGAUUAGUUUAAUGUCUUCUUCGUCAUCUUCGUUAGCUGUAUUUGGACCAGAAGAUCAAGAACAUCAUAAUAUAGUGGGCGCCUCGGAUGAAUGCAAGCAUGGAGAGGAUGAAAAAUCACAAAAAGAAGGGAGCUGGAUGAAUGAUAGCCUAGUAAUGAAGUCAGAAGAGAAUGUAGUAGUCUUUCAGCGCAAGAAGACCAGACGAUCACUCCCAGUGAAUCCACAACAACGAUACUCGAACCCAAAUCCAGACUCAAGUUCACAAUUGCAAUAG
Messenger RNA from Lobosporangium transversale, 3774 nucleotides. RefSeq lists its product as hypothetical. The record is from RefSeq and is a predicted model, not a curated record. The transcript is spliced from 2 exons. NCBI's taxonomy places the organism in Eukaryota, Fungi, Mortierellomycota, Mortierellomycetes, Mortierellales, Mortierellaceae. The coding region runs from base 1 to 3774 and encodes 1257 amino acids.